Cyclocybe aegerita is the source of this 1437-nucleotide messenger RNA. The record is from the annotation of a GenBank genome assembly. NCBI's taxonomy places the organism in Eukaryota, Fungi, Basidiomycota, Agaricomycetes, Agaricales, Hemipholiotaceae.
AUGACGGACGACCUUUCCUACACCACGCUGUUCGCUGCCGCCGUCUUUGGCGGCAUCCUUCUCUAUAACUAUUCGUCAUCCGACCGCAAGAACAAGUUGCCUCCUGGUCCAAGGCGACUCCCGAUUAUUGGCAAUGUGCACCAGAUGCCCCAAGAGGAGCCCUGGAAGGUGUUCUCUCAGUGGGGGAAGAAGUAUGGCGGUAUUAUGCACGUCAUGGCGUGCGAUCUUAUCGGGUACGGUGAGACGUUCGUGCUGCAACCCUAUGGCGACAAUUGGCGGAAGCAGCGUCGCCUGGUAGCGCACGACUUCGGACAAGCCAUGGCUCCCCGGUACCAUUCCCUGCAAGAGAAGGAGGCUCGCAUCCUUGUCCGCAAUGUCCUCAAGGACCCUUCCUCGCUCGUGUCGCAAAUCAAGCUGCGGAUCGGCAUUAUCAUUAUUCGCGUCACUUAUGGCUACUACAUCCAGUCGGAGAACGACCCCAUCCUUACGACCCCUCUCACGGCCAUGGACAACUUCAGCUAUUCGACUUCGCCAGGAAACUUCUUGGUUGACUUUAUUCCAAUUUUGAAACACAUUCCUGCCUGGAUGCCUGGAUCUGGAUUCUUGAAGACUGCCAAAGAAUGGCGAAAGAUCGUUUGGGAUGCCUCUUGGAAUCCUUAUGACUGGUGCAAGAAGAACUUGGAAACUGGCAAGACAUUGAUGCCCAACCUCUGCGGAAACUUCAUUUCGGAGUCCUGCGGUGAGAUGACCCAAGACGAAGAGGACAAAUUAGUCUGGGCCGCCUCCAGUGUUAUGGGUGGCGGUUUGGAUACCAACAUGUCUUCGGCACUGACGUUCUACAUGGCUAUGAUUCUUAACCCGCGCGUUCAGGCGAAGGCCCAGGCUGAGCUCGAUGCUGUGGUUGGAAAGGAUAGAUUGCCGACGAUCAACGACCGCGAGAACCUGCCGUACAUUCGAAGCAUUAUUGCUGAAAUCUUCCGUUACAGCCCCGCUAUUCCUAUGUGUAUUCCUCAUGCGCUGAGUCAGGAUGAUGUCUACGAGGGAGUCUUCCUUCCCAAAGGUGCUCUGAUUAUGCCCAACGUCUGGCACAUGCUGCACGACCCCGAGGUGUACGCCAACCCCAUGGAAUUCUAUCCGGAGCGUUUCAACAACGACGACGCGGAGAUGGAGAAAGUCAAAGACCUGACGUUCGGCUUCGGACGGCGCUUCUGCCCUGGAAAGCACUUUGCCGAGGGCACCCUCUUCGCCAUCGUCGCUACCACCCUCGCCACCUGCGAUAUCCUCCCUGGGCUCGAUGAGAAUGGGAAGGAGGUUAUGCCCAAGUACAAAUACACGCCCGGUACUAUCACAUUCCCGGAGGCAUUCCCUGUCAGGCUGCGCCCCCGAUCUGCACAGGCGCAAGCACUGCUCGCUGAAGCGUCCACUGCCAUUGAGUAA